Messenger RNA from Anopheles gambiae (African malaria mosquito), 1452 nucleotides. Its product is annotated as general odorant-binding protein 69-like. Gene Ontology annotation, biological process: sensory perception of smell. Gene Ontology annotation, molecular function: odorant binding. The record is from RefSeq and is a predicted model, not a curated record. The transcript has a single exon. Lineage: Eukaryota; Metazoa; Arthropoda; Insecta; Diptera; Culicidae. The coding region runs from base 597 to 1430 and encodes 277 amino acids.
AUAACAAACAUGUAUUAUCAAACAUAUAUUUCAUUACUGAAUUGUGAUGAGCAAUUUUUAUAUUAUUUUAUUCGUCUUGUAUUAUUUCAUGCACUUAAUUUCGAUUAAGUACACAUUGGAUGUAAUGGUGGAAAUGAUUGUAAAAGUGAUAAGAGCAUAUUGUGUGUCUUAUUUUCAUGGGGUUAUGUGCUACUGUACAGGAAAAGUGCUUUGUCGCUACAAAGAGCAGAAACGCUAUAUGCCCUUGGCAAAGCUCAAUGCUUGUUUUUCUGUAUGUUUUGAUGCACAACUACGUGUACAACGAAAACUUAUUCUUUCUCUUGCGCAACAACGACAAACGCUAUCCGGCACGCACUACCUACAUUACUAUCAGCUGCAGAGAACCCAUGAACACUCGCGAAUGUUUUUUUUUUUUUAUGGAAGUAAACUACUAUCGAAAUGUAUUAAGUGAAAACUGACUCUAAGGCACGCGUUUUCUUCUGCUGCAUGAUAUCACUGCAGACGACAGGCCAGUGAGCGGUUCAUAUAUAUAUGAGUUUAAACACAGUCUCAACAGUACAGCUCCACUAGCGCAGCAAACAUCAAGGUAGUCCAACAUGAACUUCUUCACUGUGUCGGCCAUCGCCCUGGUUGCCAUCAUUGGCUCCAUCCAGGCUGAGCAUUCGCCGCUUCCGCACUACUUCGUUCGGAAGAGCUUCCCGGAGGCUCAGGCUGAGUGCGCCGUCUACCUGCAGGUGCCGGACGAUCGUCUGCAGCGCUACAUGCGUGAAGGAUACCCGGAUGAGCCAGAGGUCCACUGUCUGGUGCUGUGCGUCCUGGAGAACCUGCGCGCAUGGGAGAACGGUACGCUCCACGAGAACGUGCUUGCUAACUACUUCGUCCCGGCCACGGAGGACUGCGACAAUGCCAAGCGUACUGAGCGUUGUCUGGUGAACCUGCCGCAGGAGUGCAACGGUGAGCCGUGCGUGCAAGCCUACCGUGCCUUCCAGUGCUACUACCAGAACUAUGGAACGCUCACCACCUGCCCCGAGUACGUCCCGAGCUACUACGGUGAGGAUCUGCAGCUGGCCUACGACCUGUUCGACAUGCUGGAUGUGUCGGAGGACACCCGCCGCAAGCUGGCUGGAGGAUGCUUCCCAAGCGGACCUGAGUCGCAGUGCUUCUUCUUCGCGUACGUGACUCGCUUCGGUGCCUGGUCCAAGGAUGCUCCGCUCCUGCACAACCUGUACACUCAGUCCCAGGAGGAUGCCUUCAAGAAGGACAACGCCGAGACUAACGUCUGCCUCACCAACCUGAACAAGCUGGCCUGUCACAAGACCCGGUGCGAGCACGCCACUGACGUUUUCAGCCAGUGCUUCGGCAACACUGAUCUGUACAAGCACUUCCUGGCUGUGUUCAAGGAUGCUGCCAUGACCUACACCAGGCAAUAAGCAUUGAGACGAUCAAAAGACU